Molecule: messenger RNA, 698 nt
Organism: Heterobilharzia americana
Lineage: Eukaryota; Metazoa; Platyhelminthes; Trematoda; Strigeidida; Schistosomatidae
Source: the annotation of a GenBank genome assembly
AUGUACACAAAAGUUGUCCGUAUGACAAUGGAAUUACGUUACAAAAAGUGGCGCUUAAGGGAACAUACUCGGUGUACUACCCUGAAAUUUGCAACUAAGUCUCUUAUCAAAACUCGUUGGCGAACUCUCAGAUUGUUACGUGCUACAAAUGCUUCAGAGUUCGAUAGAAUAACAUCUGCUCUGAAUAUUACUGGUUACCAACAUGUUGAUCCUUUCCAAAUACCUACAGAAGAUCCAAUUGUUGAAUGUAAGAUUUCUGUACGAGCUAAAUACUACCAGAGACGCGUCGUUAAACUUGCUGAAGUGAAAACAAGCAUUACAUCUUCUGAACAACAAUUUUAUGAGCAAAAGAAUUCUACUUUAUCAAAUCUACUGGAGGAUUUAAGUUCGCUAGUUGAAUCCAAUGAUUCACAAGCUAAAAAAAUUGGUGCUGAAAAAUUAAUGAAAGAAUUGUUUAAUGAGGUUGUUGAAGAACGAAGUUUGGAUGUUCUUUCUGGACCAGAAAAAGAUCGCUUUUCUUGGUAUGCCAAAGAGGCUGAGAAACGACAAAAGUUAGCUGAUAGUCAAGCGCGAAAAGCAGAAAAACAACAACGUAAAACACGGAAGUAGACGGAGAACAUUGUUGCCGGCUGACUAUAUUGUUUAUUCGCUUUUCUUACCUGUUAACUUUUGUAUAAACUACUUGUACAUAGUUAUGC